Molecule: messenger RNA, 1089 nt
Organism: Cryptomeria japonica (Japanese cedar)
Lineage: Eukaryota; Viridiplantae; Streptophyta; Pinopsida; Cupressales; Cupressaceae
Product: UDP-glycosyltransferase 91D1-like
Exons: 1
Coding region: 1-1089 (362 amino acids)
Molecular function (GO): UDP-glycosyltransferase activity
Source: RefSeq, a predicted model, not a curated record
AUGGACGAGUGGGAAAAGCCAUUCGAAGCCCUUUUGGAACGGAUUUCACCGGAUUUAGUAAUCCACGAUAUGACACAGUACUGGGUUUCUCCCAUUGCCGCCAAAAUGGGCAUUCCCACCAUAUUUUUCGUCAUAACGUCUGCCUCCAGUACAGGUUUCCUUCUACGCCAAGAAGCCACCGUUGUAGAGAAACGUACAAUAGUCCCAGAUCUGACAGUGCCGCCCCCUGGUUUCCCCUCGGCGCACGUCCGCCAUUUAUCUUUUGGGGCACGGAAGCACAGGAAUAUAUUCCAAAAGAAGGAAGGGCACGUUAAUAUGCCAGAGCGGUGGAGUAUGUGCUUUAAGGGUAGCUGGGUGAUAGCCUUCAAUUCAUGCGUAGAAUUAGAAGGCAAAUACUUGGAAUAUCUAGAAAGAACAACCGGCAGGUCCGUGCUUCCCGUGGGGAUGCAGAUGCCCGAUCUAAUGCCGCCACCGGCAGAUGACCGUUGCUUGGCCUGGCUGGAUGUGCAGAAACCCCAUUCGGUGGUGGUGGUCUCCUUUGGCAGAGAAUGUAUUCUCACCCAGCAAGAGCUCGCUGCCUUGGCACUGGGCCUAGAAGAAAGUAAGCUUCCUUUUCUCUUUGUUCUUCUCCACCAGAUGGCUGCUGCGUUGCCCCACUCUUUUGUAGAGCGCACGCAAAGAAGAGGACUUUUGGUGACGGAGUGGGCUCCUCAGUUACACAUUUUGGCCCAUUCUUCUACAGGAGUGUUCCUCAAUCAUUGCGGUUGGAUCUCAGUGUCUGAAGGAUUGAGGUUUGGGGUGCCAUUUGUUACUCUUCCACUGCAGUACGAACAGGGCUUAAAUGCUAAGCUCAUAGCCCAGGAACUCAAGUUGGGGGUGGAGGUCAGGAGAAAUGAGGAGGAUGAUUAUUUUUCCCAGGAAGACAUCUGUAGAGCUGUUUGCACAUUAAUGGUGGAAGAGGAAGGUAGACAGAUCAGAUCUCGCGUUCAAGAGAUUAGUAGAGACUUGACCAGGAACGAUAGCCAAAUCUAUCGGGCAAACAUCCACAGUUUCGUUUCUCUAAUCAAACAAAAGGCGUCCUGCAAAUAG